Molecule: messenger RNA, 225 nt
Organism: Klebsormidium nitens
Lineage: Eukaryota; Viridiplantae; Streptophyta; Klebsormidiophyceae; Klebsormidiales; Klebsormidiaceae
Source: the annotation of a GenBank genome assembly
AUGCGGCGACUACCAAAGAGCCAACCGUCACAGCCAGUACUUACGCACAGACUCGGCGCCUCGCCGCGCCUGUGCGUGGCCACGACCGCCGCCGCGCCCCUCGGCACCGUUGCGGCCGCUGCGCCCGCGGCCGCUAAGCUGUUCUUCAACGAUACCAGAGGCCGGGGCAGUGGUGCUGGCCGCCACGCCCUUUUGACGUACGUUGGGAACGGCUGCUUUAGCUGA